UAGGUCAUAGGAGUACCACUCGAAGAUGCUUCCCCUUCUCAUCUUCCCAACAAGAGGAAAUGUAUUGGGGGAGACGGUUCUUGAAAUGGCACUGCAGUUGAUUCCAUUAACCUUACCAUAUUAUACCCAUACCUUAUUUCGUAGUGUCCCAAAUUCUGUGCCCUUACCCACAACAACUCGUAUGUGCCAGGGUCAUAAAUUAAGUGCAGUGUCCUUGGAUGAAAUUCCCCCCAAUGCCCUUCGCCGGAAGUGUGACCCCAGUUGGCGUGGAGGGUUCAGUCUAGGGCUAGACUUGGGAAUGUCUCGCACCGGCCUCGCCCUUAGCAAAGGCUUCUCAAUCCGUCCCCUAACCGUUUUGGAGCUGCGAGGUCAGAAGCUCGAGCUUCGCCUUCUUGAAAUUGCGGAACGACAGGAGGUUGAUGAGUUUAUAAUUGGGCUUCCGAAGUCUCAUGAUGGUGCGGAGACACCCCAGUCCAACAAAGUUCGUAGCAUUGCAGGAAGACUUGCUGUUCGAGCUGCAGAGAGGGGUUGGAGAGUAUACCUACAGGAUGAACAUGGGACAUCAACUGAGGCCAUGAGCAUCAUGAUUGAUAUGGGCCUCAGCAAGUCUGCUCGUCAAGGGAAAAUUGAUGCCUACGCUGCCAUGAUUGUGCUGGAAAGAUACUUUUCCGUGUCCGGUGAAGGUACCGAACUUGUUCUACCAAAGCAAUUGGAACUCCAAGAAAAGCUUCGGAGUCCACCUAGGGAUGUGGAUUUUUUUGAAGAAGAUUUUGAUGGUUGACAAUUUGCUUUGCCACCCUUCAUAAUCACUAGUGAAGGUCUUGAAUCCAUUGUCAUUCAGUGAAGAUGGAAUUUAGAAGGCACAACCUAUUGAAAGACAUAACUACAGAAUCUGCAAAAUCAAAGAGCCUCCUGGAGAAUGAUUCAAUAAUCGGUAGGUUUAUGGAGCUAUUAAUGGUGAAAGCCAUACAUAAGAGACUGCAAAAAAAUUGACGAAGGGUUUAUAUACUUUUUAUUUUUGUGUUAAAAUUUGUUAUUCAUGCAAACAAGUUUCAAAUUAGAUUUAUUGAGUAUAUUUAAUUGAAUUUUUGUAA
Messenger RNA from Cornus florida, 1094 nucleotides. RefSeq lists its product as uncharacterized. The record is from RefSeq and is a predicted model, not a curated record. The transcript has 6 exons. The coding region runs from base 26 to 781 and encodes 251 amino acids. Gene Ontology annotation, biological process: rRNA 5'-end processing. NCBI's taxonomy places the organism in Eukaryota, Viridiplantae, Streptophyta, Magnoliopsida, Cornales, Cornaceae.